GUUUUGAUUAAAAACCCUUCCCACGAGCGUUGUCUGCACGUCUGCUGCCACUGUUGCUGUGUUUGUAACCGAUAGAAAGAUUAUCUUUGAUCCGUAUCAGGGCCAUGGGAAGUCGCGAGACCUAACUCGAAGUUGUCGCGAUACCUCCGCUUUGUUUGAGUCGUUGAGAAGGCACCAUGAGCGAAUCAAUCCAUCGCACGGGCCUGCUCUUGCUCUUCGCUCCUGUCAUUGCCUUUGCCUUGCAAGACCACCAAGACCCUCGCCACGGAAGGUCACUAUAAAUCGAGGCCUAGAUUCCACUAGUUUCCAUGUGUUCCUUCGACAGGCGACGUACUCUGAAGAACAACUAUGCCUCACGUUACCAGAAAGUGGGAAUUAUUCCCCGGUAAAAAUAAGUUUUGCUGUGACGGUCGCAUCAUGACGGCCCCUCACACCGGAGUGUUCUACGUUACCCUGGGCCUCAUUGUAGGCACCAGCGGGCUGUUCUUUACUUUUGACUGCCCAUUUUUAGCAACACGCAUUACACCUGCAAUACCUGUUGUAGGAGCGAUAAUGUUCCUCUUUGUCAUGUCUACAUUGCUGAGGACAAGCUUCAGUGAUCCUGGUGUUAUACCUAGGGCAACUCCAGAUGAAGCAGCGUACAUAGAAAAACAAAUUGUUCCAAGUAAUCCUAACUCACCAACUCAAAGACCCCCACCAAGAACACAAGAAAUUCGUGUCCGUGGUCAUCCUGUUAAGCUUAAAUAUUGUUUCACUUGUAAAAUAUUUCGACCUCCAAGGGCGUCACAUUGCAGUUUGUGUGACAACUGUGUUGAGAGAUUUGAUCAUCAUUGUCCGUGGGUUGGAAAUUGUGUUGGCAAAAGAAAUUACAGACAUUUCUAUUUAUUUAUUGUCUCUCUUGCAUUUUUGUGUGUGUUUAUUUUUGCUUGUGCAGUUACUCAUAUCAUUCUGUUGACUAGAGACGAUCGUCAGUUUUUAGAAGCCGUAAAGGAGUCUCCUGCAAGUGUGAUUGCGGGAGUUAUUUGCUUCUUUAGUGUAUGGACAAUACUUGGACUUUCAGGUUUCCAUACCUACUUGACUGCCUCAAAUCAAACUACAAAUGAGGAUAUAAAAGGACUCUUUACUAGUAGACCGGGUAUGGAAGGUCUGAAUCCUUAUAGUGAAGGAAAUGUGUGUUCUAACUGCUUUUUCGUUCUCUGUGCUCCCCUGACACCUAGUCUUAUUGACCGGAGAGGGAUAGUAACCCCAGAGUAUGCUGCAGAGCGAGCUGCUGAAAGGGCUCGAGAGCAGGAAUCCAGGGACACUGUAAUCGCAAACAACAAGUCAUAUGGAACAGUGAUUUCUCAGCAGCCUUCUAUGAAUGGAACGGCAUUUACAAAUGAAGUAAAUCCUGCUCAAGUUUCAAACGCAUCACAGCAAAGCCCAAUGCAACAAUUCCAGCAGCAACAGCAGCAGCAGUUCCAGCUGCAGCAAAAUUUCCAGCAGGAGCAAGUUCCAACUACACCACCCCCUCCUCCACCCCCCCAGCAGUUGGCGAUAUCUCAUUCACUGGGAAAUCACCUGCAGCAUGCAAGUGGAGGAAACCUUCAUUUUUCUCACGCGCCGGGACUGCCUGCUGUUAAUGGGAUGGAGCUUUCCCUCUUAGACCAUCAAGAGUUAAACGACUCGUCAAGUAACUUGAUGGUUGGCAAUGAGAGGAUUACCAUUCUUGGAAGAUCCAUGGAAGGGUCAGAACCUGCAGUUAUGGAUGAUCUAGACAUUGAUCUAGAUGUGCCAGUUGUAGGAGGAUUUGGUGGAAACCUGGCACCAACACUUAAUGCUGGUGAUUCAAGUGUCCCCCUGUCUGCCAGCAGACUGCAACUUCUCCAGGACACCACCAUGAUCGAGUCUGCACUCGACCUAGACUCUCUAGAAGAUUCUUCUGUGGGAGGGGGUAGCACAGCAGGUCUCAUUAAAAUGAACGGGUUGUGAUACUAAGUGAAAAGUAAGCUUUGAAAGACAAAAUGUGUUUACUGUUUAUAAUGAAGGAUUUUAAGAUGAUUUUUUGAGAGCUGUGCUCUUACCAAAAGGGAUUUAGUUUUGUUUGUAUGUGAGAUGCUCUCACCAAAAGGGAUUUAGUUUUUGUUUGCAUGUGAGAGAGUCAUUAAUAUUCCAAUCUUGUUCUCUUUUUUUAUAAAAUUUAAUAUUUAAAUUUUUGUGCUAAAAUUAAAAAGUUUUUGUCCCAUUUAUUGGAGAAUUGGAAACCAAUUCAGAUCAAAUGUUAACUAAUUCCAUACAUUCUGUUAACAUAAGUUAUUUUUGAAUCAAUUGUGUCAAAUAAGCUUAUAUUGUUAUAGUGCUUACUUAUCUUGUUGUGGACUGAAAGCCAAUGUAUUUUAUGUUAAUGUAAAUAAAGGCUUACAUUAAGUCUUACUGCUUCAACUGUGAACACUAAGCUUUGUUCGUGUGAUGUCUGUGCUCAAAUUAAAAAUGUCAGUGAAUAACAUCUGACAAAUGAAUGUUUAUUUUAUGCUCGCUUAUUUCUCUCUCUUGUUUUUCCUGUGUUAUCAAUUCAUUUGACAGUUAUUGUAAGGUGUUGAUUCUUAGUCAGAACAUAAUCAACACCAUUGUUUGUUUGUCUUGUGUCAUUUUUAUACUGUUUGUCAUGAGCUUUGAGUGGAUGCGCUCUGUAUGUGAUCAAAAUCCAGAAUAAAUCAGAUGAAAAAAAAAUCAGAAGAAUGUCUGUGUGACAUCACAUCUCCAAACAGUAUUAAUUUCAAUUUUUUUGUCUGUUCGUGAAAUGUUGACAAUAUUGUUUUGUUCUGAGUAAAAGAGGUGCAAAGUGCCAUUUCCUUCUCUUUUCCACUAAUUCUUAAUUUUUUUCCUGUCUUCUCUUUUUGUGUGGAAAGAAUGGUGUUUCAUUUACUGUAUCAUAUUUUCAAUUGAGAGAUGAUCAUCUACUGUGCCAUUCUUGCCCCUUGUGAUUACUUCAUGUAUCUUUAUUUUGUAGUCUUAUUAUUUCAGACAUACAUCAAAAUCCAUGGAAGCUUCUCUUAAAAUAGUUAAUUUACAGCUAAGUCUCAUGGAGCAGUGGGAAAAGAGCAGUAAAAGACCUAUGAGUGAUA
Thrips palmi is the source of this 3104-nucleotide messenger RNA. It is a transcript of the gene app, whose product is annotated as palmitoyltransferase ZDHHC9. The coding region runs from base 349 to 1971 and encodes 540 amino acids. NCBI's taxonomy places the organism in Eukaryota, Metazoa, Arthropoda, Insecta, Thysanoptera, Thripidae. The record is from RefSeq and is a predicted model, not a curated record. Gene Ontology annotation, molecular function: protein-cysteine S-palmitoyltransferase activity. Gene Ontology annotation, biological process: protein targeting to membrane; peptidyl-L-cysteine S-palmitoylation. Gene Ontology annotation, cellular component: Golgi apparatus; endoplasmic reticulum. The transcript has 9 exons.